Bacillus rossius redtenbacheri is the source of this 3007-nucleotide messenger RNA. RefSeq names its product RNA-binding protein 5-like. The transcript has 17 exons. Gene Ontology annotation, biological process: mRNA splicing, via spliceosome. The coding region runs from base 123 to 2645 and encodes 840 amino acids. Lineage: Eukaryota; Metazoa; Arthropoda; Insecta; Phasmatodea; Bacillidae. Gene Ontology annotation, molecular function: RNA binding. The record is from RefSeq and is a predicted model, not a curated record. Gene Ontology annotation, cellular component: nucleus.
GACAUUUUGUUUUGGAUUUUGGAAUUGCUGAAAUCGUGUAAUGUUUAUUUUACGAUAUUCAAGUUGGAGUAUUUAUUAAACGGCUGUCCAGUCUUUAUCUGUGCCCAGCAAGCAGUUCCAGCAUGGUCACGAGAGAGGGCUACCCGCGGUGGCAGGCCGAAGAUCACGACCCAGAUGAAAAUUAUGAUUACGAUUAUUAUGAACACCGGAAUGCCCAGAUGCGUGAAGAAUACAACAGGUAUUUACAGCAAAACAACUACAAUGAGAGACAGUUUAGCAGAGACAGAGACAGGCGGCAAGGGCGAAUGGGGGCGGAUUACGAGCACGGGGGUUACGACAGGGAAGAGGACAGAUACGAGAGGGAGUUCGAGGAUGUGCGUGGGAGGAGGAGAAGUGACGACCGAAGGCUGCCGAGAGGUGGACGAGGCAUCAGGAACGUGGAUGCUCAGAGGAUGUACGACAGGGAAAGGCGGGGCGUGAGGGCUCCCGUAGAUGGCAGGUACGACAGAGACAGGAGAGAUCUGUAUCAUGAUGGAAGCAGAGAGAGUUCGCCACGGCUUCCUAGAAAUGGACGGGCGAGAAGUGACUCCCAUGACCGCAGUAGGGAACGGAAUGGACCGCGUGAUACGAGGAGGGAUUCCCGAGACUACAGAUCCAGAUCAGACUUGUAUCUCAGGAUGAUGGAUGACAACAGUGAAGACAGCUCCGACUUCUACGACCAUGCCAGUCACAGCUCUCACAUCGACUCUAAGGCGGAGGACUACCGGACGCAGACGCCGUCCAACACUGUGAUCAUACGAGGGCUCGCCCAGCACAUCACUGAACACGAUAUUAAAGAAGAUAUCAUCAAAUGCGGUUUGAUGCCAAAAGACAUACGGCUGAUCAGAAGAAAGGAUACAGGUGCAUCACGAGGCUUUGCUUUUGUCGAGUUUAACACGAAGCAGGAAGCCUCUCGGUGGAUCGAGACCAAACAGGGCGAGUUGAUUCUGCACGACCAAUACCGCGCUGUCAUCCACUACAGCAUCUCCGUCAAGUGUGUCAAUGACUGGGUUUGUUCCAAGUGUGGAGGCCACAACUUCCGCCGGCGAGACACUUGCUAUAAGUGUUGCACUUCACGGCUGGAUUCUCGCGAUGAUGCAGAGGAGCAGGAUGAAGUGAGUCGCCAUCCAACACAUGCCAUUCUGUUGCGCAACCUGGACAUAUUGACGACAGAGGAAACGGUGAAGCAGGCUCUGAGGAACAACCCAUCCCUCCCCAUGCAACAUGUGUUGAGCGUCCGUCUGGGGCGAGACCCCCUCACCAACACGUCUCUAGGAAUGUGCUACAUCGAGUGUAGCAGUGUGGCCAAUGCCAUCAACUUCUACCGCAUCCUCAACGAGAGUCACUUGGAGAUAGAUGGUAAAAGAGUGUUGGUGUCGUACUGCAAGGUUAAUGAUGCGAACUCCCAAUCAAGCUGUGGCGAAGGCAUCUUGUACAGUAGUGCCGUAACACAGUACACAGAGAGCGACAUCCCACGAUUGGCAGAGUACAGUGCGUCUCUGUACGCAACAACGCCGCAGGAACAUGCCACAUACUUGCAGUAUUACACGGAGUACUUUCAGAACCAGGUUAAAGAGGGUGGCACGAUAUCGCUGCCUUCCCAGACGCAGAUGGACUCUGUGAAUGCCGCCGCGGCAGUCGCCCAGUCGGCCAUUCAGCAAGUGCUGGCAGCCAAGGGCAGCAAAAAAGGUAAAGGAGCAUCGGUAGUGGACAGUGCAGCCUACUACGCAGCGAGCCCUGCGACUAUCUCCGCUGCCCCUACUAUAGCUGCAGCACCAGUCCCUGCCACCUCGGUGGACACUAGUGUCGCUCAGUAUCCAACGCCGGAUGUGAGCACCUACCAGUUGGACAAGGCGUCGGGCUAUUACUACGAUCCUCAGACGGGGCUUUACUACGACGCAUCGUCGCAGUACUACUACAACUCGCAGACGCAGCAGUUCCUGUACUGGGACUGCGAGCGCCACACGUACGUGGCAGCGCCACAGUCCAGCCAGCCCAGCCAGCCCAGCCAGACACCUGCCACCACGCCCUCCACACCCACUGCGACGCCUGCCACCGCACCAGACGAUGCAGACUCCAAGGACGACAAGAAGGGCAAGGAGAAGGAGAAGCAAGACCGGGUCAAGGUGGCCAAAAAAGUUGUGAAGGAGAUGGAGAAGUGGGCUAGAAUGCUGAACCAGAAGAAGGAGAACGCUCAGCAGAAUCUGACUCUGGCAUCGGCCAGCCUGAUGCAAGCCAAGUCGAGCGGGACAGCAGACAUCGGCUAUGCAGUCCUGGAGAGGAAGGACCUCCAGGCUGCGCCCGUCACAUCUCCCAGAAGCCUGCCGUUCACCUUGAGCGACCCCGAACCCAGCGUGCUGGCAGUGCAGAGCCGCACAGCAGAGUCAGGAUCAUCGCUGGUGCCUAGGUACGGAGGUGGCAGUGACAGUGAAGAUGGUGACGAUGCCCUGACCCAAUUAGAGGACUCUCAACUUACAAACUGGGUUAAGCUGGCGUGCUUACUGUGCAAGAGACAGUUUCCUACGAAAGAUGCUCUUGUCAGGCAUCAGCAACUGUCGGACCUUCACAAGGAAAAUCUUGCAAAAUGGCGGUUGUCAAGAAAGUAGGCUCCAUGAUGUACAAGUCAAUCACUGUAUGUUCCGUGUUUGUGUAAAUGUUUCAUGAGAUUAUAGAUUAGUUGUAAUACAGUUUUACAUGAUUUCAGUUUUUAUUUUCUGUACACUUGGCUUUUAAAACAUUCUUAUCAACUUAUAUUAUGAACAUAAAUUGUGUGUGUGUGUGUGUGUGUGUGUGUGUUGUACAUAGAUGAUAGUGUACAUGUGUGCACAAACUAUAGCUGUACUAUAGUUUUCUGUUUAUAAGCUGAUCAGCUAAAAUACCAUAUUGGUUUGGCUGAUAUGCCGGUUUUUUGCCGCUACAGAAUAAAUGUACCAUUUGGUAAAAAUAAAAAUUAUAAGAGCACCCAAAA